Molecule: messenger RNA, 2199 nt
Organism: Arachis stenosperma
Lineage: Eukaryota; Viridiplantae; Streptophyta; Magnoliopsida; Fabales; Fabaceae
Product: tRNase Z TRZ1-like
Exons: 12
Coding region: 890-1762 (290 amino acids)
Source: RefSeq, a predicted model, not a curated record
CCCCCUUUCCCCCUUUCCCUCUCUGAAGCCCUAGUUGCUGAAGAUCACCGCCAGCCCCCAACGCUAUCUCCUUUCUCAGACACUCUUUCUUAGUUUCUCGUCACUCUCUCCCACGAGCUCAAGCUCUCGUCAGCUCGUCUCAUCUCCGGUAUCUCACCUCUCGUCUCCGGUCUGUCAAGCUCUCGUCAGCUCAAGCUCUCCCUUCCCUGCGCUCGCUUAGCCGGCGGCAGAAGCAGACGGAACCGCAUCUGGUCCCUCGGGUGGUGGUGGUCGUCGUCUUCUUGCUUCUCACGGUCUCUGUCUCGCACCUGGUCUCGAUUUCUGCCUUCCCUGCGCUCUUCGUAGCCGGUAACAAAAUUCUUGUCGUCUUCUUGUUUCGAGCCUUGCCGUCAGCUUCUCCCUCGCCAUCAGCUUUUCCUUCGUCGUCGUCAGCUUUCUUUGCGCAACCUGAUUUGCUAUCUGCCAGCUGUGCGCCGCAUUCCCCUUCUCCGCCGUCGUCUCCUUCACUUCGCCGGCACAAGCUUGUCCGUUUUCGCUUUCCUCGCUCUCGUCUUUGUGCCAUCGCAAUCGUCACCUUCCAGCCACUUGGUAGACGUUGUUGUCGCUGUCUCCUUCCCCUCGACUCCUCCUUCUCAGAAGCCUUGCAAUUGCCAACGUCGCCUCUCAGAUUGCAGUUCGAAAAGGUUAUUAUCCUCUUUUGGGGAUUUGUGAUUCCUAGUUCGCUGAGUGCCAUUGAUCAUUGGUCGCCGGAGGUGAAGGGGCAGGGGAUGGUUUGUUUUGGACAUCUUGGAAAAAAUGUUGCUGAGAUUGGUUCAUAUGCGGAUGUGAUUCUUGAUGCUUGUUGCCAGAAUAUUGGAGAAGCUAAUUAGAAAUUUCUUGUUUAUUGUUUAUGGAGCCAAAAAAUGAGCAGCCAAAUUCUUCAAAGAAAGCAAAGGAUCUGAAUAUUGAGGGAUACCCAGUUGGGGGUCUGUCCAUUGGAGGCCAUGAAACUUGCAUCAUAUUUCCCACUCUUAAAGUAGCUUUCGACAUCGGUCGCUGCCCACCUCGCGCCGUUUCCCAAGACUUUCUGUUGAUCUCCCAUGCGCACAUGGAUCACAUAGGAGGACUACCGAUGUAUGUUGCCACACGUGGCCUGUACCGUAUGAAGCCACCAACAAUUAUUGUACCAAUUUCAGUAAAAGAGGAUGUAGAGAAACUCUUUGAAGUCCAUAGGAAAAUGGACCAUUCAGAGCUCAAGCACAACUUGAUUGGGUUAGAUGUAGGAGAGGAGUUUUAUUUGAGAAAAGAUCUUAAAGUAAAAGCAUUUCGGACUUACCAUGUUAUAUCCAGCCAGGGUUAUAUACUGUACUAUGUAAGGCAGAAACUUAAACCAGAGUACAUUGGUCUUUCCGGAAAUGAAAUCAAGAAUUUGAAGUCUUCGGGUGUGGAGAUAACAUACACUUUGACAGAACCUGAGAUCGCAUUCACGGGAGACACCAUGUCAGAUUUCAUAGUUGAUGAAAGUAACACUGAUGUUUUGCGGGCUAGAAUUCUUGUCAUAGAGUGUACCUUCGUGAACAAUUCAAUCACUGUGGAGCAUGCCAAAGAUUAUGGACACACGCAUCUGUCUGAGAUAAUUGGUUAUGCCGAACGGUUUAAGAACAGAGCAAUCCUCUUGAUUCACUUUUCAGCACGUUACACCGUGGAGGAAAUUGAAGAAGCUGUAACUGGUUUGCCACCUCCUCUAGCUGGUCGAACUUUUGCACUUACCGAAGGUUUCUGACAAGAAGUUGGGAGUUUGGUUCAAGUAACCAAUGUGGUCACAAGAUUGUUGUUUAGCCAUUAACUGCAUUGGAACCGUAGCGGAAAUUGCAACCUUUACUAUGUAUACCAUUUUAAUCCCAAUUUUCGCAGCACGUCACAACCACAACCACCAUUGUAGGUGCAAUUUAAAACCAUCCAUCCGCUUUUUUAGCAAGUGGUCAUAGGCAAACUGCACAUUGUCAUUGCUGGAAAAUGAGCAGUGGAAUGCAAGGCAAAGUCGGCCGCUUUAGGCCCCCCCUCCUGCUCUUCCCAAUUUUUUUUCUUACCUCUUUACAAGCCAUUAGGCUCUGCAGUGAGCACAAAUUUUUAAAAGGUACCCUCACGCUACGACACAAUAUAAGUAUAGCAUUUUGUUAUAGAUAUUAAACCUAAAACACUGAUUUUUAUUACAAUUUU